UCAGGACUCUUAUUAUGAAACGCGCCGCUGCUGUCACCUUCGCUGUCCUCAUGGCUGGAGAUUACAGCAGAUCUUCAGUUCAUUAACCGAGGAUCUUCAUCAGGCAGCGCAUCCUCAUCCUCAGAUUAAAGCGGCGAGGUCACGAGCACUUCCUCCGUUUCCCACAAUCCUUCGCUGCAGAUCAGUUGAAUGAAAGCGCACACUGUGAAGUUCUUCAUCUCGCUUUGGAUUACUGAUCUUCUCUUGGGUUUGUCUUUAAUGCUGUAAUUACUGCUCCCGAGGGGAAAACCUUGAGGUGCACCUAAAACAGACGUCUGCAGACGCGCAGAGGCACUCGUGGAGCUCAUGAAGACUGAACGGGAUGGGGACGGUGUGCUGGAAGAGAGCAGCUCACAGGAGCCUGAGCUCUACAGCCCUGCGUCUCCCGGCCCGCAGCAGGAGCCCAUCUCCACAUACUUCGAGGAGAAGGUUCCCAUCCCUGAGGAUGACAUGACUAAGCUGUUUAGCUUUCGUAAACUCUGGGCCUUUACUGGGCCGGGCUUCCUGAUGAGCAUCGCCUAUCUGGACCCUGGGAACAUAGAGUCGGAUCUUCAGUCUGGGGCUAGAGCGGGCUUCAAGCUGCUGUGGGUCCUGCUGGGUGCCACCAUCAUCGGGCUGCUGCUGCAGCGUCUGGCCGCUCGUCUCGGUGUUGUGACCGGGAUGCAUCUGGCCGAGGUCUGCAACCGUCAUUACCCUACGGUGCCGCGGAUCAUCCUGUGGCUGAUGGUGGAGCUGGCCAUCAUCGGCUCUGACAUGCAGGAGGUCAUCGGCUGUGCCAUCGCCCUCAAUCUGCUGUCGGUCGGCAGGAUUCCUCUGUGGGCUGGAGUGUUGAUAACCAUCAUUGACACUUUCGUCUUCCUGUUUUUGGACAAGUACGGUCUGAGGAAGCUGGAGGCGUUCUUUGGGUUCCUCAUCACCAUCAUGGCCCUCAGCUUUGGUUACGAGUAUGUGCGUGUGGCUCCAGACCAGGCCGAGGUGCUGAAGGGCAUGUUUGUGCCGUACUGCAGCGGCUGUGGACCCACGCAGCUGGAGCAGGCCGUCGGGAUCGUGGGAGCCGUCAUAAUGCCUCAUAACAUCUACCUGCAUUCUGCUCUUGUGAAGUCACGAGACAUAAAUCGAGCAAACAAGAAAGAGGUGAAGGAGGCCAACAAGUACUACUUCAUCGAGUCCUCCAUCGCUCUCUUCAUCUCCUUCCUCAUCAAUGUGUUUGUGGUGGCCGUCUUUGCAGAGGCCUUUUAUGGCAAGACCAACAUGGAAGUGAGUCUGCAGUGUAAUGAAACGGGAAGUGCUCACAGUGAGCUUUUCCCAGCCAACAAUGAAACACUGGAGGUCGACAUCUACAAAGGGGGUGUGGUUCUGGGCUGUUUCUUCGGCCCGGCUGCGCUGUAUAUUUGGGCCAUCGGGAUCCUCGCCGCUGGGCAGAGUUCAACCAUGACCGGAACCUACUCGGGUCAGUUUGUGAUGGAGGGCUUCCUGAACCUGCGCUGGUCCCGCUUCGCUCGCGUGCUGCUGACGCGCUCCAUCGCCAUCUUCCCCACGCUCCUGGUGGCCGUCUUCCAGGACGUGCAGCAUCUCACCGGCAUGAACGACUUUCUGAACGUGCUGCAGAGCAUGCAGCUGCCGUUCGCUCUGAUCCCCAUCCUGACCUUCACCAGCCUGACCUCACUGAUGAACGACUUCGCCAACGGACUCGUGUGGAAGAUCGGCGGGGGUCUGCUCAUCCUGGUGGUGUGCGCCAUCAACAUGUACUUUGUGGUGGUGUAUGUGACGGCCCUCAACAGCACCGUCCUCUACGUCUUCUCUGCCCUCCUCUCCAUCGCCUAUCUCAGCUUCGUCUGCUACCUGGUGUGGCGCUGUCUGAUCGCUCUGGGCGUCUCUCGUCUGGACUUCAGAGGUUCGGUUCAGUAUCCGCCCACUGUUCUCAUGGAUGAACAGCCAGAGUUUGAUUCCUGAAGCAGUAUGAACACUUGUUUGCUCUUCCGGUGUGAGGAACGUCCUCACUGUAACCAACAGCACAAUCCAAAUAUUAGUCUUUUUUUCUUGGUUUUCCUGCAUCAGUUCCUGAUCACUUUGUAUAGAUCUACUAUUGUAGGUCUGGCAGAACUGAUAGAUCUACUGUGCUCCUCAGAUAACUUAUUUACUACAACAACAGCUGCAGAAAUAUGGGCUUAAAAUGAUUCCUUACAGAACGUACACUGAGCGGUCUGUGUACAAUCAGUGUAAAGUCAAGAUAAUUUAACAGUACAAAUUAAACCUAGUUAAUGACUCACUAACUAAUGAUUCAUUUGCUGAUGAACGGCAGACUAGAAGGUUUGAAACGUUAUUUGUAGGUUCUCAAAGGCUGCUUUUCUUACCAUGAAUAAGCUGAUGUAGUGUUUUUAUGACCCGCAGGAACAUUAGCCUGCCUUCACCCUAAAACACGUGUUUUAAUGCCUGAAUGAAAGAGAAAUGAGUAUUUAUUUUAUUGAAGGAACAGUACAGACGGCAUUGAAUGCAUUACAACGGCAUUACAGUUAAUGCAGCUGUAAAAAAAAAAAAAGAAAAAAUAGAACAAAAGUGCCUUUAAAUUCUUCAUUGUUUUGUCGUAUUGUGCAUUCUGAUGUGACUGUCAUCGAAAGUUUCCCUUCAUGCCAGAUCAUUUCAUUCAUGUUUUGAAAUGCCACUGAAAUGAUUUUGAUUUACGGUUUCUCCGUUUUCAUGUAAAUGUGAGUUAUGUUGGUGUGAGGCAGAUACUUGUGUUCUGUUCUGCUGUAUGUUUGAGACACAUUCCAUGCUGUCAGUAAUUCGGCUGAGAUGUAUUUAUGUUUUAAGACAUGAAUCUGAUGAACCUGUACACACUGUACAUGUGUAGCUGACAAAUUAAUAAAAGCCCAAAAUGUCA
Molecule: messenger RNA, 2920 nt
Organism: Sinocyclocheilus anshuiensis
Lineage: Eukaryota; Metazoa; Chordata; Actinopteri; Cypriniformes; Cyprinidae
Product: natural resistance-associated macrophage protein 2-like
Exons: 18
Coding region: 346-1992 (548 amino acids)
Biological process (GO): manganese ion transport; iron ion transmembrane transport
Cellular component (GO): lysosomal membrane; endosome membrane; plasma membrane
Molecular function (GO): cadmium ion transmembrane transporter activity; manganese ion transmembrane transporter activity; iron ion transmembrane transporter activity
Source: RefSeq, a predicted model, not a curated record